Messenger RNA from Scylla paramamosain (green mud crab), 3339 nucleotides. It is a transcript of the gene Tpr2, whose product is annotated as dnaJ homolog subfamily C member 7-like. The record is from RefSeq and is a predicted model, not a curated record. The transcript has 11 exons. NCBI's taxonomy places the organism in Eukaryota, Metazoa, Arthropoda, Malacostraca, Decapoda, Portunidae. Bases 391 to 2805 code for a protein of 804 amino acids. Gene Ontology annotation, molecular function: protein binding.
GUCGUGCGGCGGGUGUCGUGGUGGCAGGGAGUGAGGUGUGUGGUGGUGUGUGUGCUGGUUCCUCGUGUCGUUUUCUGUUGGAUGCCGCUGGUAGCCCGUUUUCUGUGACUCCAGUGCUGGGUGGCAGCGGUGACUCGUGUGUGUGUGUGUGUGUGUGUGUUUGUGUGUAGGCUCCGUGGUGUGUGUGUGUGUAGGUCCCCUGGUGUGUGUGUGUGUAGGUCCCGUGGUGUGUGUGUGUGUGUAGGUCCCCUGGUGUGUGUGUGUGUGUAGGUCCCGUGGUGUGUGUGUGUGUGUGUGUGCGCGCCAGAGGAGCAGGUGGUGAGCGAGGCGUGGCCGCCCACAGGUGUGGCGUAGCAUGUGACUGCCGUCCUCACGCCCUCACGGCCGCCCAUGGCUGACGGUCGGCGGCGGCGACGCAGCUCCCGCGCCCACGCCCACACCCACGGCAAGGCUCCCGCCGACCAUGUGGUCCAUGUCAAUCUGGACCUGCGCCCGCACGCCCGCACACGCUCCGGAUACGAGACAUCCACGCCCACGUCCACGCCCGCAGUGUGUCAGGACGCCCUCGACCCGCCGCCCAAGUAUGACGACAUCUUCAGUACGCCGCAGGCGCCGCCCGCGCCCACCGCCAUCCACCACGCCCACCACAAGCGCCGCCUCAAGGCCUGCCUGUUGAAGCACCUGGCGCGAGCGGGGCGCGGCAGGAGUCUCUCUCCCACGGGCGGCCACGGGGCACGGCGGGGGCGCGCCACCCGCCACGGGGCCAGCGCUUCGCCCCCCACCCCCAAGGAGGGCGCCGCGCCCGCCUCGCCACGGCCUAGCGUGCGGCGCGCCCACAGUGAGCGGCAGGAGCCGCCGCUGCACCUGCUAGAGGAGGAGCAGAAGGAGGAGGGCGGCGGCGGCGCGGGGCACAGGGCGGCGGGGCGCCGGUUCACGCUGAGCCUCAAACCAGGACACUACCAGGUGAGCGUGCGGUGGCGCGCCCGCGGGCGUCCCCUGCGCCUCACCCUCACGCCCCGCGACGCGCUGCGGCCCGAGGCCCCGCCCCCUCAACACCCGCAGCCGCUGUACUACGGGAGCAGCGCCGUCCCGGAGGCCUGUCCCUCCCCUGCCCCAGGCCCUGCCACUCCCUCGCUGCCGCGCCGCCUGGUGAGCCGCCUGCUGGCGCCGCGCCUGCUGCUGCAGCAGCAGGUGGGCGUCAACCCCGCGGCGGCCAGCGGCAGGCGGGGCAGCCGUCGCCGCUGGGGCGCCGCGACGCACACGCCACGCCCGCGCAAGGGGCGCCACAGGCUGGCAGAGAGGAAGAAGAAUGAAGGAAAUGAAUUAUACAAGACAAAGGAAUAUAGAGAUGCGCUGCGGCUCUACACACAGGCCAUCGAUCUGUGCCCGGACUGUGCCGCGUACUACAGCAAUCGGUCAGCCUGCUACAUGAUGCUGGGAAAGUACACAGAGGCACUGAACGAUGCGCGGGAAGCUGUCAGACUGGAUAAGACAUUUGUCAAGGGUUACAUUCGAGUGGCCAAGUGCAACAUAGCGCUGGGGGAUGCCACGGCUGCCCUGUCUGUGCUGCGGGAGGCGGGGGAGCUGGAGGCGGGCAGCAAGGCAGUGAAGGAUGAAGUGAGCCGCGCCCAGGCCCUCAUCAGGUACCAAGACGAGAUUGAGAAGGCAUUCGGCAAGGGAGACUAUAGAACUGCCAUCUUCCACCUGGACCGUGCCCUGGAGUUUGCUGUGGGGUGCCGGGCGAUGAAGAUAAGAAAGGCAGAGUACCUGGUGAUGCUACAACGCUACAGUGAAGCUCAGGAGAUGGUGAACGAGAUUCUUCAGUUUGACAAUACCAACGUGGAUGCCAUCUAUGUGCGUGGGAUGUGUCUUUAUUACCAAGAUAAUCCCGAGGUGGCGUUCAACCACUUCCAGCAUGUUCUUCGCCUUGCCCCGGAUCACCACAAGGCAAAGGAAGUGUACAAGAAGGCCAAACAGCUGAAGCAGAAGAAGGAGGAGGGCAACGAGGCUUUCAGAAGAGGGCGCCACCAAGAGGCCCUCACCCUGUACACUGAGGCCCUCGCUAUCGACCCUCUCAACCAGGUCACCAAUGCCAAGCUGUACUUCAAUCGGGCCACUGUCAACUCCAAGCUGAACCGUUUGGAGCAGGCCACAGAGGAUUGCACAGCGGCGAUUAACCUUGAUGAUGGCUACCUCAAGGCCUUCCUGAGACGAGCCAAGUGUAACCAGCAGCUGGAACGACACGAGGAAGCUGUGAGGGACUACGAGAAGGUCCUUAGGCUGGAUAAAAGUCCGGAGCACAAGAGAAUGCUGCAGGAGGCCAAGGUGCAGCUCAAGAGAUCUAAGAGAAAAGAUUACUACAAAAUUCUGGGAGUGAACAAGAAUGCUACAGAGGACGAGAUCAAGAAGAACUACAAGAAAAUGGCUCUCGUUCACCACCCUGACCGCCACUCCAGCGCCAGUGAACAGGAUAAGAGAGACCACGAGGUAAAAUUCAAGGAAAUUGGAGAGGCCUAUUCUGUUUUGACCGACACCAAGAAGAGGGCCAUGUACGACCGUGGCCACGACUUCAACGAUCCUGACGGCGGCUUUGCACAUGAAGAUAUAGACCCAAGCCAAAUAUUCCAGGCCUUCUUUGGGGGGGGGCAGGGGGGGUACACCUUCUCCAACCAAGGGGGGAGCAUUCCAGCAACAAGGGGGCUUUCCAGGGGGUGGCUUUGGGGGGCGCCUUCCCCGGAGGUUUCCAUUUCCAGUUUGGCUAAGGAGGGGGCUGUGGGGCUGCUCCGUGGGGGGGUGAGGGGGUGAUGAGGUGGUUAAUAUUGUUAUUUUGAAUAUUAUUAGUGUUUUUAUUAUUUUUUUUAUUUUUCGUUUUGUUAUUAUUACUUUUAUUAUUAUUAUUAUUAUUAGUUAUCUUGUGCAUUCUUUCUUUGUUUUCCUCCCCUUUCUCUUCAUCUUUUAUUUUCAUUCAUCUUUGUUAUUUAUUUUAUUCACAAAGUUCCAAUCACUCACAGUCACUCAUUGUAAUACUUGUGUUAAGAUGCUCAUUUGUUUGAUGUAUGUGUGUAUGUAUGUAUGUAUGGACACUCAGCUGCUGUACAGGGUGUGUCAGGAAGUGUGUGGCAGCGACUGAGGCAGGUGAGGGUAUAUACAGGGGCUUGGCAACACUGCUAGACUGAUGCUGCCUCACUCAUUGGUUGGGCACACUCUCUCCUGUCUUGUGUUGCUGUGUGUGGCAAAUUAAUACUAUUACCACCAAAACUCUCUCUCUCUCUCUCUCUCUCUCUCUCUCUCUCUCUCUCUCUCUCUCUCUCUCUCUCUCUCUCUCUCUCUCUCUCUCUC